AUGAAGACUCAAAUACUCAUCGCAAUCACUCUGACUGCAGUUGCUUGCUUUUUGACCGUCAAGGCGGAUCAAAGCAAAGAGAGCUCCAGUGAGAGCGAUGAACGUUUCCUGAAAUACAAGAGAUCUGAACCGCGCCGUCCCCACGCCCGUCACGGCGCCCCUGGUCCCCAUGGCCACCAUGGGCCCCAUAUUCCCCAUAGGCCCCAUAAGCCCCCGAGACCCCAAAGACCAUCACACCCCCACCCCAAGGGUAGACCCGAACCCUGCCAUACCACCCGCCCCAAAGCCACUUCUGCUUCAGGAAUGAAAGCCACCACCCCCAAAGCUGGUCCUGUGUUGACAGUUGGCACCACAGUGGCAAUCAGCACAACCACCUCUGCGGCUGGUAUCAGCACGGCAGCAAAAACCACAGCCCCAGGAGUUGACACGACCACCACCGCCGGACCCACUCCUGCAGUCCCCUCCUCCACUGCAGUCCCCUCCUCCGCUGCAGUCACCCCUGAAGCUGCAACCACCACUGCAGCCAGCUCCGUAACUGAACCACCCUCUACUUCCACCUCUCCCCAGUCACCAAACUAA
Tachyglossus aculeatus (Australian echidna) is the source of this 579-nucleotide messenger RNA. RefSeq names its product mucin 7, secreted (gene MUC7). Lineage: Eukaryota; Metazoa; Chordata; Mammalia; Monotremata; Tachyglossidae. The record is from RefSeq and is a predicted model, not a curated record. The transcript is spliced from 3 exons. Bases 1 to 579 code for a protein of 192 amino acids.